AUGGUCCCACAUGAUGCGAAUUUUCCUUUAGUGACAGAAAAUGGGGAUUUCUCCGUCGUGAUCCUAAAAGGUGCUCUUCUCUCUGCGCUGCUGGAUCUGUCUGGGAAUCGUGUUGGAAAACCUGGACUAACAGCCCUCGGAGAAAUGCUUGAAUUCAAUGUGAACCUGAAGGAGCUGAAUCUUUCUGGCUGUCAAAUCCAAGCCGGAAGUGACGCAGAAGCCUUCGUCUCUUCUUUAUGCGUCAACAGCCAGUUGAAAUCUCUAAACUUGUCCUAUAAUGAGAUUGGAGACAGYGGAGCUAUUCGUUUAGGGCCGGUUUUAGUGAAUAACCAAUCGCUGACGUUUCUAGAUAUUAGUUGGAAUAAUAUUCGUUCUGCAGGUGCUGAAGCGCUGUGCCGAGGGCUCAGUCGAAAUACCUCAUUGACGGAACUGGACUUGUCAUGGAAUGGACUUGGGAAUUUCGGAGCGGAAUGUACCAAACAGACUUUAAUAGACAAUAAAUCGAUAAGGAUUCUUAACUUGUCUAGUAAUCAUAUCUCUAUAACUGGAAUCAAGCACAUUGCUCAAGCACUACACCGCAAUAGAACUCUACAAGUUUUGAAAAUCGGCAAAAAUCCGUUUCUUUCGUCAGGGGCAAGCAUGAUUCUAAAAUCCCUGCUAGCAAACCAACAGAGUGCACUGUGCGAAUUAACACUGGAAGAUGUUGUCUUCAAUGAAGAAUGCGAGACGCACCUCUCGGCUCUACUCGAACAAAAUCCCACAUUCUUGUGUACUUGGGAUGUAACCAUCAAAGGGGGAUCUGUAAUUUCUGGUAAACAGCCUGAACCAAUGGAACUUCUCCUCAUUUGUAUCCACAACCAGGGUUUUCGACUGAUUGACUUUUACAAGAUCCUCAUAAACGAUCACACUCGCCUCUCGCUCAAGAAAGAAGAAUUCGUGACGGGAAUCAAAAAGCGAAAUUUUCCAUUCAGUGAUAAACAACUCAGAGCAUUGUUUGAUGUUCUGGACACGAAAAAGGGYGGUAUUAUCACGUUUGAACAGUUUAUUGUUCUUAAAAAUUACAGACGGCAAAAGAGAAGAUGA
Messenger RNA from Actinia tenebrosa (Australian red waratah sea anemone), 1083 nucleotides. RefSeq lists its product as uncharacterized. Gene Ontology annotation, molecular function: protein binding; calcium ion binding. NCBI's taxonomy places the organism in Eukaryota, Metazoa, Cnidaria, Anthozoa, Actiniaria, Actiniidae. The record is from RefSeq and is a predicted model, not a curated record.